Messenger RNA from Morchella sextelata, 2910 nucleotides. RefSeq lists its product as uncharacterized. NCBI's taxonomy places the organism in Eukaryota, Fungi, Ascomycota, Pezizomycetes, Pezizales, Morchellaceae. The transcript is spliced from 5 exons. The coding region runs from base 1 to 2910 and encodes 969 amino acids. Gene Ontology annotation, molecular function: hexosyltransferase activity. Gene Ontology annotation, biological process: carbohydrate metabolic process. The record is from RefSeq and is a predicted model, not a curated record.
AUGCCCGAUCGCUCUAGCAUCGUCCAGAAAUUUGGUACUGGACGUCGAAAAAAUGCCCCCACCAUCUCACAGUCCAUGCAGCUCCCUGCCCGUUUUAAUUCUGGGGAAAACGACGAUGCGAACGAUGAAGAUGUAUGCGUAGCCGGAAAAAAUACACCCUUCAACAUGAACCAAAGCUUUUAUCAAGUCCUUACUGCUGCCACUUCAAAUAUCCGGAUGAGCUCUCGCUUCGACGACGAUUCAGAUGACUCGGACGAUGAUCCAACCACGCCCAAGGCGAUUGAUAAGAAGCUCAGAUCCAAGAUUCCUGGGUUACCACUUGGUCCUAAAAGAGAGUUGACGAAAGAUGUAAUUCAAGAGGAAACCGACGAUGAGGAAGAUGACCCAGUUCCCGCAGAACUGGCCGGAGCUGCUCUACAAAUGGCCAUUUCCACAAACAGUUUACAAGCAGAGACGCAGUUAAAUUCGCCAGCCUUUGCGGUAAAUACGCAGGACCAAGAGAACGAAACCUAUCACGACUUCGAAGAAAACGUAACAGCGAAAUCGAGUGGAAAUGGGGAUUUGGAAGAGAAAUUGAUGGAUAUUUUCAACUUGCCGGCGACCGAGAAGGUUAUUUCCGAAUACCCAUGCUGGCUUUUGAAAAGCGUGCUAUUACAGGGCUAUAUGUACAUAACCACUCGACAUAUCUGCUUCUAUGCAUAUCUCCCUCGGAAAGAUCAUGUCAUACUAAAAUCUGGUUACCUAUCCAAACGAGGCAAGUCUACUGUUAAAUUUACUAGAUACUGGUUCAUCCUGAAAGGCGAUGUUCUCUCUUAUUACACAAACCCAUCAGACCUAUACUUUCCCAAUGGAAACAUCGAUCUUCGGUAUGGUCUUCAGGCAAGUGUGGUUGAGGCCAAAGAUCCUAAAGAUUCGGUCAUGGUGACGCUUUCUACCAACGAGAGAAAGUAUUACUUCCGUGCGGACUCUUCAGCAAGUGCUAGAGAAUGGGUAAAGUCGCUCCAAAAGGUCAUUUUUAGGUCACACAAUGAGGGAGAUAGUGUGAAAAUUUCAAUACCAGUAGAAAACGUCAUUGAGGUUGAAGAGAGCCCAGUCUUGGAGUUUGCAGAUACCUUCAAGCUCAAGGUUGUUGAUAACGAUGAUACAUAUGCUAUCGACGAGUAUUUCUUCUCAUUCUUCAGUUUCGGGAAAGAUGCUUUGAACGUCUUGCGAUCGGCGGUAGAAAACUCUGCAGCAUCGAAGAUCCCCAGUCAUAUGUUUGGAGCACAUUCGGAGCCUCCUUCACCUGACCUGGGGCCAUUACCGGAUCGUUCGAUAACCCCAACUCUUAAGGAACCAGUACGGGCAACACUUUCCCCACUUUCACCCAAGUCGCCAACUAUCAGGAGCCCAAGGUCUAGUCCGAGGCCGAGUGGAGAGUUUACUCGUGGCAGCUUCGAUGUUCAAAGGGCAUCUAAAGAAAUACAGAAAAGAAUGGCAGAGGCCCCCAGACACAGUACCGAUCUGAGCACUAGUUCUUCCCCAGGACCCCUUCCCUCUGAUUCCGCACAUUCAUAUGCUCAUUCGUUCGGAGAAUCUUCUGAGGGGGUACAAUUAUCGAUGGAUGAUGAAGGAAAAGGAACAGCGAGCAGUAUUCUGGACAAGAGCGAUAUUUUUGACUCGCCAACAACGAAAAAACUUGGUCAUGGACGUUCAGACUCACAGAGCUCACACAAAUCCCACAGCUCUACCAGUAAAUCAAAAUAUAAAAAAGAUGUUUCAUCAUCUAAGGCAUAUACUGGCUCCCCAAGUCAAUACGAAUCUGAUGAGCUAAGUGGGAGCUCCAGCAACAACUCAGCAAGACUUCAGGACAUAGCCAAGACCGGAAACUUCCCCCUACAACGUGCCGCUAGUUGGGCGGGCUGGAUGAAGAAGCGGACGCAGGGUGUUGGCGCGCUCUUGGCUACCGAGUCCAUGGGAUAUUUGGAAAAAGUAUCGGACAUGUGGGUUGGUGGAAAGAGACAUUAUAAACCCAUGGGGAUGAUGGCGCAUGAAGAGGUUGAAGAUGCUGAAGAUGACGAUGGGAAUGCUCAAAGUCACGAUGCCAGUUUUAGGGCAAGGUUUGCACUCCCGCCACAGGAAAGACUGAUUGCAGUGUAUUUUGGAUACCUGCAUCGUGUUCUACCUUUGUACGGGAAGAUCUACCUUAGCAAUAGGAGCUUCUGCUUCAGGAGUAUAUUACCAGGGACAAAGACAAAGAUGAUUCUUCCUCUCAAGGAUAUCGAAAAUGUCAGUAAAGAGAAAGGCUUUAGAUUUGGCUAUUCGGGACUUGUCAUUACAAUCCGUGGUCACGAGGAACUAUUUUUUGAGUUUGGUCAACAAGACGCUAGGGAUGACUGCGGGCAAACUUUACGUGCCGGCAUAAACGACGUCCGAGUUCUUGCUGAGAGUGGAAUUUUGACCCGGGAAGAAAAACGAGGUGCAGAAAUGGCUAAAACCGAGUAUCAAAUGCUACAAGAUGCACGCCAAGAUGGUCAUAAUAUUCACGAUAUUCAACUACCACUGUCAGCAAAUGACGCAAGUUGUCAAGAUGCUCCACCAAUCGUAUUUGAUGAUCCCCAUGGAUCGAUUAUCAAUUUCAAACCGACCGAAUCGAUGCUCAUUACAUGUCUUACUAUUGGUACCCGCGGUGACGUGCAGCCGUUCAUUGCGCUUUGUAUUGGGCUUAUGAAGGAUGGGCACAGGACAAGGAUUGCGACUCACACAGAAUAUGGGGACUGGAUCAGAAGCUACGGGAUUGAUUUCGAGCCUGUAGAGGGGGAUCCAGCGGAGUUGAUGGAAUUAUGUGUUUCGCACGGAAUGUUUACUGUAGACUUUUUACAGGCUGCUACUUCAACGGUAAAAAUCCAUCCCCUUGGUGGUAAUUGCUAG